Molecule: messenger RNA, 9315 nt
Organism: Equus caballus (horse)
Lineage: Eukaryota; Metazoa; Chordata; Mammalia; Perissodactyla; Equidae
Source: RefSeq, a predicted model, not a curated record
GUACCGCGCGGGGAUUCGCGGGGCUCCUGAACUAAAGCUGCACCCUUUUUUCUCCGAAGCAAGCAGUUUCUGAACAGCUUGCUUUAUCUAAUCUCAAUCAAAGCAUACUUCGUACCCUGGACCAUUGCCAUCUCCCAAUAGUGUCCCCACCUCUUCCGAUAUUCCUUACGUGACAGCUGGGUUUCAACUCCACUGGCCUUUCUCUGUGUCUCUGACCAUGUCUGUCUGCCCGCCUACCUCUCUUUUUCUCUUUCUCUCUCCCUCCCGUGUACGCCUCUCACUGUGUGUCCUGGUUGCUAGUUGCGGCAAAUUUCAUGUGGGUAAAAAAACAGUUUAUUUUUUAUUCAAUGAAUGAGGACACUGUUCUUGAACCACUUUUCCUUCUGCCUGGGACGCACGCAGCCACGACUGCAGGAUAUCUUUGACCAGCCCCUUUCCCCUGUUAAUAUUGCCACUACCAACUUGGAGGGUCACUCUCGGGAUGGCAUCCCUGAAACCUGUGGGGUCUUAUCGGGAUCUCUGGCCUUUAGAAGCGAUCCAUGAUCUUGACCGCAGGUGGUUCUAAAACUACUGAGGGGUCGGUCCCUGAGCUGGGAGGAAACACACAGGUGAAAACGGUCCAGAGAUGUGAGGCUCUUAGUUUUCCGUCUAGUUCACUAAUUAGGUGGGCCUGAACCUUUGGCCUUUAAUCACACUUGGUUGAUUAUUAGAUCUGUCUUUCUCAACCCUAACCCUAACCUUUUCUUGUUUCCCAUGUGUUCUGAUCAUUACCUUUUUUUAAAAAAAUUGAGGUCAUAUUGUCUUAUAAUGCUGUGUACAUUUCAGGGGACCAUUCCUUUUUUUUGGUGAGGAAGAUUGUCCCUGAGCUAACAUCUGUGGCCAGCCAACAUCUGUGGAAAUCUAACUCUAUUUUGUAUGUGGGACACUGCCACAGCAUGGCUUGAUGAGCAGUAUGUAGGUGCACACCUGGAUCCUAACCCACGUACCCUGAGCUGCUGAAGUGGGGCAAUGGAACUUAACCACUAUGCCGCCAGGUGUUCUGAUCAUUCCUCUUUUUUUGUGGGAGAGCCUAGGGGAUCCCGAGGGGAUGAGUGGGUCCACGCUUGAUUGUGGUGUACUCAGUAUGUGUAGGGACAUCUCUUGGCCGUAUGGUGGCCCUUAGGGAAAGAAGGCGUAGAAGAAGGAAUAUGGAUGUGGCUACUGUAAAUAAUGAAGUAGACAAAAGUCUCCUUAACUUUAGGCAGGGCAUGGGACUCUGGAAGCACUUUCUGUUUGUGGAUUUUCAAAAUCUGUGCAUGGAAAUGGGGAGGUGAGAACUUCUCGUUGCUCACUUUGGUAGGCACUCAUUUCUGGUUUCCCUGCCUGAGAGAAAGGGGCUCUUAUCUCGGUUUCACACUUCAAGGCACUUGAAGGUUGAGCAACUUGCCUGGGAUCACAGAGCUAGUAAGGGGUAGAGCAGGAUCCUAAAUGAGGCAGUCUGGCUGCAGAGCCUGAGUUCAUGUGUUAGCAUCCCCUGUCCUGAGCUGCUCCUGUUGGGGUUCUCCUUAAAUGCAUGGAGACAGCUGUUCAUUCCAAGCACAGCUUUGUUCUUGUAGGCUGGAGUUCCUUAAAGCUCCUGCUGUUGGAGAUAGUGCACGGGAAGCAUCUAUUACCACGCUUUAGGGCAGCAAUUCUCAGAAUGUGGUGCUCACACCUGCAGCAUCCGAGGAUCCGGGGAGCCUGUUAGACAUGCAAAUCCCCUGGCACCCUUUUCAGACCAGUUCUGUAAAACCAGAAACUGGGCGGGGUCAACGAGAAUUUCAGGUGACUCUGAUGGAAGAUUGAGGCUCGCUCACUGCUCUGAGUUACUCCUCCCAUUGGCGUUGUUAUUCCAGUAUUAGAUUUUUGAGUAAGGGGUGAGACUUUGUGAAGUCAGUUGUUGACCAUGAUGACCAUCCAAUAUUUAUUUACCUUCUUCAGUUUGAUAAAAUUUAAAGUCUGAGGGACCUUAUUGAUUUCCUUGUGUACCCCCCUGGCUGCAGGUGGGCAAGCUGAAAUCAGCCCAGCCAGGACGUGCCACCCUGAGACAAGGCCCACUUUGUUGAGAAAAACGAAGUUUUCAUCUACUCAUUGGUGGCUAAACCCCUUGUUUAAAAUUGGUCAUAAGCGGAGAUUAGAAGAAGAUGAUAUGUAUACAGUGCUUCCAGAAGAUCGCUCAAAGCACCUUGGAGAAGAGUUGCAAGGGUGCUGGGAUAAAGAAGUUUUGAGAGCCAAGACAGACGCACGGAAGCCUUCUCUAACAAAGGCAAUCAUAAAGUGUUAUUGGAGAUCCUAUUUAGUUUUGGGAAUUGUUACGUUUAUUGAGGAAGUCAUCAAAAUAAUCCAGCCCAUAUUUUUGGGGAAAAUUAUUGAUUAUUUUGAAAAGUAUGAUCCCACCGAUUCCGCGGCUUUGUAUGAAACGUACGGCUAUGCAUUUGUGCUGACUGCCUGCACACUCAUCUUGGCCAUCCUGCACCACUUAUAUUUUUAUCACGUUCAGUGUGCUGGGAUGAGGUUGAGAGUAGCCAUGUGCCAUAUGAUUUAUCGGAAGGCACUUCGCCUUAGUAACGUGGCCAUGGGGAAGACCACCACAGGCCAGAUAGUCAACCUGCUGUCCAACGAUGUGAACAAGUUUGACCAGGUGACAAUAUUCUUGCACUUUCUGUGGGCAGGGCCACUGCAGGCUAUCGCAGUAACUGGCCUGCUCUGGAUGGAAAUAGGAAUUUCAUGUCUUGCCGGGAUGGCAGUUCUCGUCAUUCUUCUGCCUUUGCAAAGCUGCUUUGGGAAGUUGUUCUCGUAUUUCCGGAGUAAGACUGCAACCUUCACAGACAUCAGGAUCAGGACCAUGAAUGAAGUUAUAACUGGCAUAAGAAUAAUAAAAAUGUAUGCUUGGGAAAAGUCAUUUGCAGAACUUAUUACCAGUUUCAGAAGGAAGGAAAUCGCCAAGAUUCUGAGAAGUUCCUACCUUAGAGGAAUGAAUUUGGCGUCAUUUUUCAUUGCAAGCAAAAUCAUCGUUUUUGUGACGUUCACCACCUAUGUGCUCCUGGGCAAUGUGAUCACAGCCAGCCGUGUGUUUGUGGCAAUGACACUGUAUGGGGCUGUGCGUGUGACCGUCACCCUCUUCUUCCCCUCGGCCAUUGAGAGAGUGUCGGAGGCAGUUGUCAGCAUCCGAAGAAUCCAGAACUUUCUGUUACUUGAUGAGAUAUCACAGCAUGACCCUCAGCUGCCAUUAAAUGAUGGUAAAAUGAUAGUGCAUGUGGAAGAUUUUUCUGCUUUUUGGGAUAAGGCAUCAGAAACUCCAACCCUACGAGGCCUUUCCUUCACUGUCAGACCUCGUGAAUUGUUAGCCGUGGUUGGACCUGUGGGAGCAGGAAAGUCAUCACUGUUAAGUGCUGUGCUGGGGGAACUGCCCCCGAGCCAGGGGCUGGUCACUGUGCACGGAAAAAUCGCGUAUGUUUCUCAGCAGCCCUGGGUGUUUUCAGGAACUGUGAGGAGUAAUAUUUUAUUUGGGAAGAAAUAUGAAAAGGAACGGUAUGAAAAAGUCAUAAAGGCUUGUGCUUUGAGAAAGGAUUUACAGCUUUUGGAGAAUGGAGAUCUAACUGUGAUAGGAGAUCGAGGAACCACGCUGAGUGGAGGACAGAAAGCCCGGGUCAACCUCGCAAGAGCCGUGUAUCAAGAUGCAGACAUUUACCUCCUGGACGAUCCUCUCAGUGCAGUGGAUGCAGAAGUUAGCAGGCACCUGUUCGAACUGUGUAUUUGCCAAACCUUGCAUGAGAAGAUCACAAUCUUAGUGACUCAUCAGUUGCAGUACCUAAAAGCUGCCAGUCAGAUUCUGAUAGUGAAAGAUGGUGAGAUGGUGCAAAAGGGGACCUACACUGAGUUUCUGAAAUCUGGGGUAGAUUUUGGUUCCCUUUUAAAGAAGGAAAACGAGGAGACUGAACAAUCUCCAGUUCCAGGAACUCCCACGCUGAGGAAUCGGACCUUCUCGGAGUCUUCGGUUUGGUCUCAACAGUCUUCUAGACUGUCGUUGAAAGAUGGCACUCCAGAGGGCCAAGAUACUGAGAACGCACAGGUUACGCUAUCAGAGGAGAGCCGUUCUGAAGGAAAUAUUGGUCUUAAGGCCUACAAGAAUUACUUCACAGCUGGUGCUCACUGGCUUAUCAUCAUUUUCCUUAUUCUACUAAACAUCAUAGCACAGGUGGCCUACGUUCUUCAGGACUGGUGGCUUUCAUACUGGGCAAAUGAGCAGAGCGCCCUGAAUGUCACUGUAAAUGGAAAAGAAAAUGUAACUGAGAAGCUCGAUCUUAACUGGUACUUAGGAAUUUAUUCAGGUUUAACUGUAGCUACCGUCCUUUUUGGCAUAGUGAGAGCUCUGUUGGUAUUCUACGUCCUUGUUAAUUCUUCACAAACUUUGCACAACAGAAUGUUUGAGUCCAUUUUGAAAGCUCCGGUAUUGUUCUUUGAUAGAAAUCCAAUAGGAAGAAUUUUAAAUCGUUUCUCCAAAGACAUUGGGCAUAUGGAUGACUUGCUGCCCCUGACAUUUCUAGAUUUCAUCCAGUCAUUUCUACAAGUGAUCGGUGUGAUGGGCGUGGCAGUGGCGGUGAUUCCUUGGAUUUCGUUACCCCUGAUUCUCCUCAUCAUCGUUUUCUUUGUUCUUCGGCGAUAUUUCUUGGAAACAUCAAGAGAUGUCAAACGCCUGGAAUCUACAACUCGGAGCCCGGUGUUUUCCCACUUAUCGUCUUCUCUCCAAGGGCUCUGGACCAUCCGGGCAUACAAAGCUGAAGAGAGGUUUCAGGAACUGUUCGACGCACACCAGGAUUUGCAUUCAGAGGCUUGGUUCUUGUUUUUGACUACGUCCCGGUGGUUUGCUGUGCGUCUGGAUGCCAUCUGUGCCAUCUUUGUCACUGUUAUUGCCUUUGGGUCGCUGAUUCUGGCAGAAACGUUGGACGCUGGGCAGGUUGGUCUGGCAUUGUCCUAUGCCCUCACGCUCAUGGGGAUGUUCCAGUGGUGCGUCAGGCAGAGCGCUGAAGUUGAGAAUAUGAUGAUCUCAGUGGAACGGGUGAUUGAAUAUACAGACCUCGAGAAAGAAGCACCUUGGGAAUACCAGAAACGCCCCCCGCCGAGCUGGCCCCACGAAGGAGUGAUUGUCUUUGAUAAUGUUAACUUCACAUACAGUUUAGACGGGCCUCUGGUGCUGAAGCACCUGACAGCGCUCAUUAAAUCAGGAGAAAAGGUUGGCAUUGUGGGACGAACAGGAGCUGGAAAAAGUUCCCUCAUCUCGGCCCUUUUUAGAUUGUCAGAACCCGAAGGUAAAAUUUGGAUUGAUAAGAUCUUGACAACCGAAGUUGGACUUCACGAUUUAAGGAAGAAAAUGUCAAUCAUACCUCAGGAACCUGUUUUAUUCACUGGAACAAUGAGGAAAAAUCUGGAUCCCUUUAAUGAACAUACAGAUGAGGAACUAUGGGAUGCCUUAAAAGAGGUACAACUUAAAGAAGCCGUGGAAGAUCUUCCUGGUAAAAUGGAUACUGAAUUAGCAGAAGCAGGAUCGAACUUUAGUGUGGGACAGAGACAGUUGGUGUGCCUUGCCAGGGCUAUUCUCAGGAAAAAUCGGAUAUUGAUAAUUGACGAAGCGACAGCAAAUGUAGAUCUAAGAACUGAUGAGUUAAUACAGAAAAAAAUCCGUGAGAAAUUUGCUCAUUGCACUGUGCUAACCAUCGCGCACAGGUUGAACACGAUUAUUGACAGCGACAAGAUUAUGGUUUUGGAUUCAGGAAGGCUGAAAGAAUAUGAUGAGCCCUAUGUUUUGCUGCAAAAUAGAGAUAGCCUAUUUUACAAGAUGGUGCAACAACUGGGCAAGGCAGAAGCUGCUGCCCUCACUGAAACAGCAAAACAGGUGUACUUCAAAAGGAAUUAUCCUGCUAUUACUCACAAUGGCCAUGUGGUUAUGAACGUGUCCAAUGGACAGCCCUCAGCCUUAACUAUUUUUGAGACAGCACUGUGAUUCUGCUGCAUUGUCGUCUAUUCUGAAGGCAUUUUUUCAAUGGUUUUUGCACUGUAUAAACUAUAUUGUACUUUUUUCACACUAGCGAAACAUAUUUACACAGAGAUGUUAGUUUAUUUGAAUUUUUCCUCCAACUUCACCCAAUCAUUUCAAACUCUAACAAAAUGUUGUAUUGUUUUUAUUUAUAUGUGAUAGUAUUUUUUUUCCUUAUUCAAAUCAGAGGUGCAGGCCACCCAUAAAAACUGUCUACCAGGUUUUGUGCCUUAAGAGACCCCAGACCCAAAGCCCAUUUUAUAAGGUGUAAGACAAAAUUGUCACAUAUUUUUUUUUUUUACUGCCCCCAAGAUUACAUAUUACUUUCCAGUUUUAUCAGGAAUUCUGUUUACUUGAAGACUGUGUGAAGUUGCCAUUUUGUCUCACCACUUUCCUUAACAUAACUAGGAUCCGUUAUUUUCCCUAAAGACCUCUGGUUAAAAUAGUACAGAUAAAACUAAUAGGGGGGAAAAAUAUAUAUAUAUAUAUACACACACACACUUUAGUUUGUGACAUUAUAGUAGGAAGGGUCUGUCCCCCAGCCCCCAAAAAAGAUAGUAUGGUUAAAAUACAGAAGGACAAUAUUUAAUUGCAUGUUCUAAAAGAGAAUGAAGAGAAAAUAAUGCGUUCUCAAAAUAGGAGCCCUUAUAGGUGAUUUGAUAUUGAAGGACUCAAGUGUGGUCGUCGAUUGACGUUUAGACUGCACGACUCUGACAUGGUAACCAUUGCAGUUUUAGACUCAGCAUGGCGAUAUUUUCAAAAAAGCCCAAACCACUAACUGGAAUUCCUAAAUAGGAAGUAGUAGUCUUAUUUGGAUUUCUGGUUUACUGACAGUUAACCCUCUGUUGACUAUAAGCCUUUUGGUUUAGCCUUUAUUGAAACCCUUUCCCAAUUGCAUGCAUAGGCUCUCCUGACUUGGUGGUGAGAACUGAAAAUUGUUGGAAACAUUGACUGUAAUUAUGUCGUCUGUUCUCAGGAUGCACCCAGAAGGUCCACUUUCAUGAGCCUGCCCCGGUCAGUUUACUUUGGACCACUAAGAGCAGUUUGUUUCAGGUCUUUCUGAUUAGUGAUUCAACAAACCACAGUACUUCCUAUGGCCUGCUGUGUACUGUAUUUGAACUCUGGGUCUUCAGUUUUUCUCGAUGGUGGUGUCUAUGGUAUGUUGAGCUCAAGCUGCUAAAGGUUUUACUGUCACGAUUUUAAGUAGACUCUCAAGACCUCUCAGAAUAAGGUGUAACCACCCUCAAAUUGCAUAUGUUAACAUAUGUGCCUUCAUAUAGCUGGUUUGGGGACUCUUCAACAGAGAGAAACAGAUGUUUUCUAGAAUCAAGCCUUAAAAAGCACACCCACAGCAAAUUACCAAAAUACAUUGAGUGCAGUUGCUGUUUGACUCUUUGUAUUUAGGAAUAAUAUAGUUAAUGUUUAGUCCAGUAAAUUGUUUAAUAGUCAUGGUGAGUAUUUCAGGAAACUGACAUGACAACAGUGAUAAUAAUGCGGUUUGUUAAAACAGUGGAAAUAUGUGAAAUAUGUCUGUGUUUAUUUGGUCUUUAUAGGUUAAAAUCAGUUAAAUAAAUAUGUUUCUAUUUUAUUUCUGUUUUAACGUCAUCAUAGAAUUUUUUAAUGAAACGAAAUUCAAUUGAAAUAAAUGACAGUUUUCAUCUCCAUUCAGAGAUCUGUAUUCUUGUUCUUAGAGGGAUAACUGACUCAUGUCUCUGCUGUUGAAAGCCAGUGAGUCUUUCUGAGAUCAAAAAAUAUCUUCCAUUCUCAAAGGUUCUCUUAGCUAAUUAGGUGUACCAAAUAUUAUAAGCAAAUAGGUGGGUUUCAGACGGAUUGAAACAGUUGCCAUUGAAGCAAGUCCAGUUGCACCCCUUCCAUGAAGGAAGAAUAUUAGCUUAUGCCCUAGACUUGAACAAGUAUUAAAUUGUUGAAGUUUUUGUUUUUUGAAAGGUAACUUUGCCCUAAACUAGCAAGAAACAUCUGUUGCUGCUACAUUUAAAACACUAUGGAAUAAUGGUUCUCAAAGCGUGGUCCCUGGACCAUCAGCAUCACCUAAGAACUUGUUAGAAGUGCAGAUUCUUGUAUCUCACCCCAGAUCUACUGAAUCAGAAACUCUAGUGGGGCCCAGUAGUCUGUGUCUUAAAAACUCUAAAUGUGAUUCUGAGGCAGACAGAAGUCUGAGAACUUAGCUAGAACAUAACUCCUAAAACUCAUCAGGAAAAACACAGAAAGCCCAAUUAGAGAAAUGAACAAGAGACUUGAAUAGGCACUUCACAAAAGAGAAUAUCCAAAUGGCCAAUAACUGGAAAAGUGCUCACUCUUGUUGGUAACUAGGGAAAUGCAAAUUAAAACCACCAUGAGAUACCACCAGACACCCAAUGGAAUGGCUAAAAUUAAAAAGAUUGAGAAGACCAAUCAAGCACCAGUGGAGCAGUGGGAACUCGCAUGCCCUGCUGUGUGUAUAUUGACAAAACGGCUUUGGAAAACAGUCUGACAGCAUUUACUCUAGCUGCGCACCCUGUGAUCUGUUGAUUCUACUCCAAGGCUGUACACAUGUGCUCCAAGAGAUGUGUUUAAGGAUGUUCCUAGAAACAUAAUUCUGGAUAGCCCCAAACCGGAAAUAAUCCAGAUGCUCAGCAGCGACAGCUGGUAAAUGAACUAUGAUGCCAUGGAAUACUCUACAGCAACGAAAGCGAUUCAACUACCUCGACAACGCAGGUGAAUCUCAAAGACUGAAGAAGCCCGACCCAAAAGGACAUUUAUGAUUCCAUUUAUACAAAGUUCCAACAACUGAACAACAGUGUUCAAAGUCAGAACAGGGCUUCACUUUGGGGAGGUGGAAGGUGGUGGUAAUUGGAAAAAAAAAAAGGGCAGCUUCUAGGAUGCUUAAAUCAUGGGGGUUUUUGGCUGCCUGAUGGUUAGAUCGGUAUUCAUUGGGCUCUUCAUGUAUUUUCUGCACUUUUCUGCUGUAUGUCGUACUUCACAAUUGUUACCUAAAAAGUUCUCAGCCUUGUCUUUCUUUUAGAAUCUUAUUCAAAUUCAGUGGCUCAGUCGUCUAAAACUGAAUAAUCUGCAUCUGGGAAGUUAUCUGUGCUGAGGUCUUAAAAUGUAAGGCUGUUCAAGGGUUGUCUGGUGGCCCAUAGCAGAUGGCCUCAUUUGAAGCUCUUGGGGCAUGAGUAGUCAAGGUCUAUUUUUUCUCUAACCAAUUAAUAAAUCCCACUUACUCUCUUCAAUUGCAGCAGAAAUUAAAAGAGAACUGUAACAUU